AUGUCGUUACUCCUUCGUUGCGAUUAUUAUUCUGACUCGCAGCAGGCUGUUAUUGGUCCGCUGCAACAGCAGUGUAAGAAAGCUCUUCGCGGCGCCGAUGAUACGCCUGCGACUCCAGCGGCAGUCGCUGCUGCGGCGAUCGCAGCAAUUGCUACUCCCGGGGUAUCAGGCGCUACCCUGGCUCGCCGUCGGGCGCGGGCUCGUAAUAUCACUGAUGCGAAGACGCGGUUGGAUAUUGCGAAUUCUCUGGAGUCGAUGAACACUAUGCUCUCCGUCUUCUUUUCGGAGCGGCUUAAGAGCCUUAAGGGUUGCUCGGCUAAUAACCUUCCUGCCGUGCCGGCUCGCGAGG
Trichoderma harzianum CBS 226.95 is the source of this 349-nucleotide messenger RNA. RefSeq lists its product as hypothetical. The transcript has 2 exons. NCBI's taxonomy places the organism in Eukaryota, Fungi, Ascomycota, Sordariomycetes, Hypocreales, Hypocreaceae. The record is from RefSeq and is a predicted model, not a curated record. The annotation marks the transcript as partial.